AUGGGAGACAGCAAGGGCCAUAUCACAAACGGUACCGCCUUCUGCAUCCUCGCUAUAUGGCACUUCUUCAACCUCCUCAAGCUCCAGCAAGUCCAGUCCAAAUCCAACUCCCGGACCUCCUUACCGGUCUGGUUCCCCUCCUCACCCAUCCGAUAUCUCGAGCUCCUCUUCAUCAUGGUCGCCUCCUCCAUCUCCUUCUACAUGGAGGUCUUCACCGGCUCUCACCACCACGGUCCCCUCGCCGCCGACGGAUCCUUCCUCUCCGAACACAUUCCCCACCUCGAGCACGCCGUAUUCGCCCUAGCAAUCUUCGUUUACGCCUUCGCCGCCUUACUGCUCGAUAAAAUCCCAAAUCCUUCCAACCACGCCUUUACCAACUCACUCGCAGCCGUCGCCUUCGCCGUGGAGCUAUUCACGUUCCACCUCCACUCCACCGACCACAUAGGGCUGGAAGGUCGCUACCACUGGCUUUUCCAGAUCGUGAUCUUCACGACGCUCGCGACGACGCUGCUCGGCAUCGGAUCCGGCGAGAGCUUUGUGAUCGGAUAUUUGAGAUCGAUUAGCUUACUGUUCCAAGGCGUCUGGCUGAUUAACACAGGAUUCAUGCUUUGGACGCCAUGGCUGAUCCCCAAAGGUUGCUUCAUGAACAAGGAGAAGAAGAACGGCCACUCUGCGGUACGGUGCCAUACAGUGGAAGCCUUAAAUCGUGCCAAGGGACUAGCUACUCUUCAGUUCAGUUACUGUGCCUUAAUAAUUGUAAGUUUAACUUUAGCGACUUAUCUGGUGUUUGUUAAGGCACGAGGUUUGAACGGUCAGGAUCAAUCCUCAGCGGAAGGCUGUGAUGAAGUUGAUGCAGAACAGAAAUGUCGCCUCGUUGGUCAGUAG
This is a messenger RNA of Andrographis paniculata, 885 nucleotides long. RefSeq lists its product as uncharacterized. The coding region runs from base 1 to 885 and encodes 294 amino acids. The transcript has a single exon. NCBI's taxonomy places the organism in Eukaryota, Viridiplantae, Streptophyta, Magnoliopsida, Lamiales, Acanthaceae. The record is from RefSeq and is a predicted model, not a curated record.